Pipistrellus nathusii (Nathusius's pipistrelle) is the source of this 891-nucleotide messenger RNA. The record is from the annotation of a GenBank genome assembly. Lineage: Eukaryota; Metazoa; Chordata; Mammalia; Chiroptera; Vespertilionidae.
AUGGAGCCGUCCGGAAGGGAGCAAGAGCCGGGAGCCGUCAGGCUCCUGGACCUGCCCUGGGAAGACGUGCUGCUCCCACACGUCCUGAGCCGGGUCCCGCUGUGCCAGCUGCUCCGGCUGCAGCGCGUCAGCCGCGCCUUCCGGGCCCUGGUGCAGCUGCACCUGGCGGGGCUGCGCCGCUUCGACGCCGCUCAGGUGGGUCCGCAGAUCCCGCGGGCCGCACUGGCCUGGCUGCUGCGGGACGCCGAGAGGCUGCAGGAGCUGGCGCUGGCGCCGUGUCACGAAUGGUUGUCGGACGAGGACCUGGUUCCCGUGCUGGCGCGGAACCCGCAGCUGCGGAGCGUGGCGCUGGCCGGCUGCGGGCAAUUGAGCCGCCGCACGCUGGGGGCGCUGGCCGCGGGCUGCCCGCGGCUGCAGCGCCUGUCGCUGGCGCAUUGUGACUGGGUGGACGGGCUGGCACUGCGCGGUCUCGCCGACCGCUGUCCGGCCCUGGAGGAGCUGGACCUCACCGCCUGCCGUCAGAUCAAGGACGAGGCCAUCGUGUACCUGGCGCAGAGGCGCGGUGCAGGGCUCCGAAGCCUCUCUCUGGCGGUCAACGCCAACGUGGGGGACACGGCCGUCCAAGAGUUGGCUCGAAACUGCCCAGAACUCGAGCACCUCGACCUGACGGGCUGCCUCCGCGUUGGAAGCGACGGUGUCAGGACUUUGGCGGAAUACUGCCCUGCGCUGCGCUCACUGCGAGUGCGGCACUGCCACCACGUGGCCGAGCCCAGCCUGAGCCGCCUGCGGAAGCGCGGCGUGGACAUCGACGUGGAACCGCCGCUGCAUCAGGCUCUGGUGCUGCUGCAGGACAUGGCGGGCUUUGCACCCUUUAUCAACCUGCAGGUCUGA